Elgaria multicarinata webbii is the source of this 1714-nucleotide messenger RNA. It is a transcript of the gene MFAP1, whose product is annotated as microfibril associated protein 1. NCBI's taxonomy places the organism in Eukaryota, Metazoa, Chordata, Lepidosauria, Squamata, Anguidae. Bases 57 to 1379 code for a protein of 440 amino acids. Gene Ontology annotation, molecular function: RNA binding. The transcript has 9 exons. Gene Ontology annotation, cellular component: U2-type spliceosomal complex. The record is from RefSeq and is a predicted model, not a curated record. Gene Ontology annotation, biological process: mRNA splicing, via spliceosome.
GUCGCGCUUCCGGCUAGGAGGAGGUGGUGGUGGUGGUGGUCGUCGUCGUCGUGGUCAUGUCGGGCUCCAGCAGCGCCCUCAUGAAGCAGCCCCCGAUCCAGUCCACGGCGGGGGCCGUGCCCGUCCGCAAUGAGAAGGGGGAGAUCUCCAUGGAGAAGGUGAAGGUGAAGCGCUAUGUCUCGGGGAAGAGGCCGGACUACGCUCCCAUGGAGUCCUCGGACGAGGAGGACGAGGAGUUCCAGUUCAUCAAGAAGGCCAAGGAGCAGGACCUGGAACCGGAGGAGCAGGAAGAAGAGCUGGCCAGCGACCCCCGCUUGCGGCGCCUGCAGAACCGCAUCACGGAGGACGUGGAGGAGAGGUUGGCAAGGCACCGAAAGAUCGUGGAGCCCGAGGUGAUGGGGGAAAGUGACUCAGAAGUGGAAGGAGAGGCUUGGCGUGUGGAACGAGAGGACACCAGCGAGGAGGAAGAGGAGGAGAUUGAUGAUGAGGAAAUUGAGCGUCGCCGUAGCAUGAUGCGCCAGCGUGCUCAGGAGCGUAAGAAUGAGGAGAUGGAAGUGAUGGAAGUGGAAGACGAGGGCCGUUCCGGGGAGGAGUCUGAAUCUGAGUCGGAGUAUGAGGAGUAUACAGAUAGCGAGGAUGAGACCGAGCCACGUCUUAAACCUGUCUUCAUCCGCAAGCAAGACAGAGUCACAGUCCAGGAGAGGGAGGCAGAGGCAUUGAAGCAGAAGGAGCUGGAGCAGGAGGCCAAACGGAUGGCUGAGGAGAGGCGCAAAUACACCCUUAAGAUCGUGGAAGAAGAAGCAAAGAAAGAGCUGGAGGAGAACAGGCGCUCCUUGGCAGCCCUUGAUGCUCUGGACACCGAUGAUGAGAACGAUGAGGAAGAAUACGAGGCUUGGAAAGUGCGGGAGUUGAAACGCAUCAAGCGGGACCGUGAGGAGCGAGAGGCGCUAGAGAAGGAGAAGGCAGAGAUUGAGCGGGUGCGGAAUCUAACUGAGGAGGAACGCCGUGCUGAGCUCCGAGCCAACGGCAAGGUCAUUACUAACAAGGCUGUGAAGGGCAAAUACAAGUUCCUUCAGAAAUACUACCACAGAGGAGCCUUCUUCAUGGAUGAAGAUGAGGAUGUGUACAAGAGGGACUUCAGUGCCCCAACUCUAGAGGAUCACUUCAACAAGACAAUUUUACCUAAAGUCAUGCAGGUGAAGAACUUUGGGCGCUCUGGACGAACGAAGUACACACACUUAGUGGACCAGGACACAACCUCUUUUGACUCUGCCUGGGGCCAGGAAAGCGCACAGAAUACCAAGUUCUUCAAGCAGAAGGCAGCUGGCGUGCGGGAUGUCUUUGAGAGACCCUCUGCCAAGAAGCGGAAGGCUACCUGAGUGGGAGAGUCAUGAAGGGCACUUUCUUGACCAGGUUGCCCUGUACUGUGGCUUGGGACAACAGAAUUCUGCCAUAUGCCUGGACUACUUAUUCUUUAUGCUUGUGGUGGAAGCCUCAUCUGCCUGGUCACCUUACCCUUGUGUCUAGGGCGUUGGUACUGGCACAGCAGGUUCUCUGUUAUCCCUUGGAGUACAUCUUCUCCCUCUCUAUGGUUGUGUUUUUAAUUUUGCCUGGCCAUAAAGAUCCCCUGAUCUUUAUAGAGGCACUGUUGUUAAGGGGGUUUGGGGUAGAAGAGAAGCAGAUUUAAAUCUGUAUUAAAUGUAUUUCCUAUCAA